AUGUCCUUUCGCGGCGACGACCAGCGCCGUUAUGGCUCUGUCCCUCCGGUGCAGUAUGCUGUAGCUAGCCAACAACAACAGGAUCAACACGGCACUCAUCAGGCCGCAAGUGCAUCAGGUGUAGGCCGAAGACCGAGCUUCAACACCGGCGACGAUGCUGGAUACUACACUCAGAACCAUAGCCGGACCGCUUCCUUCAGCCGUGGCGAAGACGAGCUGUUCUUGACGGGCCCUGUUGGCCGUGGCGGCAAUCCACCCGUCAAUCGCUAUGCUUCCACCAGCAGUGCCAUGGCCGGCUAUCAACACCAAUAUCAAGAUACGACCCCUCCGACACCGUCGCAGUCAGGAUAUAAUCCUCAGAGUUUCUCGCCCUCCUCAAAUUCCGCUUAUCACAGAUCGCAGGCCUCGACGCUGCCAUAUCAUUCGGCACAGCGGUUCUCGACUUCGAGCGCUGGUUCAUACCACACUCCAUCUCCACCAACUACAACCUACACUCCUCAAGCUUACAAUCCUGCCGCAUAUGCCGCUACAAACUCCGUCCCUCAAAGGCAAGCGUCUCAUCAUGGAUAUGGACAUGCUGCACAUGAUCAAGGCUACGCGGCAGGCGUGGGAACAGCAGGCUCGCCAUCAUACGGACACUCUCCAAGUGCAUCGCACACGUCGACGUUUUCGCAACCUUUGCGCUCUCCUUCCUUUUCAUCCAGCUUCCAACAGUCUUUUCCAACCAGUCCUUCAUCCUUUACUGGUUCCAACUCUAUGAGUCAAACACCGACGUACGACCCGUCAAAUUACCACUCGUCCACUCAAUAUGCUUCUUAUGGCUCCAAUGGUGUUGCUCCCUAUCAGACUUCAGCAUCUCAGACCCAGGUUCCUUAUCCCAACUCAUCUCACAUUCCAGUAGGCCCAAACUACACAGCCAGCAAUGACCAGCACUCUUACUAUACCCACCAUCCCUCAGAUUCCCAGUCCUCUCCCAGGACUUCCCCCUACAUGCAACCUCAGUCAUCUCCUGGACUUCAACGACACCCCACCAAUGCACCACUUCCGAGUCGGCCAAUGGAAGACGUUCCCGAAGAGACGACGCUUUGGGACGAACAUGGACGUCCCCUGCCCCCUGAUGAUGUGGACGAGGAAAGAAUCACCCAAGAGACCAUUAUGCAAGACAUAGAGGCGGAGCUCGGCGGCUCUGUAUAUCGCUCCCAACGUAGGCCGUCACCCAUUGGUAGCCAAGCCUUCGAUGACCAAACCCAGAGACUCAGAGGUUACAGCUCGGCGUCGGCACAUUCUCCGGGGAGCCGAACCUCUCCCGGCCGGGGAUCAAGUCAACUGCGGUUUGACGACGAUGACGACGACGACGACGACGACGAUGACCCAGAGGGAACAGCCGGUGUGCUAGCAAUGCAACAGGCGGAGCUCGAUGACCAGCGAUUUGGUGGCGGUACAUUCAUGUAUAGCGGCACGGGUCUUGCCCCAGCUGCUCCACUUCCAGCUACAAUGCCUGCUCCCACUACGACUAUCCAAUCCAGCCUGCCAGCCCCUCCCGCAGAGGAACUGAAUCACAGUAGUGAUAGCGACUUUGGCGGUAUGGAUAUUGGCAUGCUGAGUGGAGGGUAUGCUGGGACCUUGGCCUAUGGUGCAGACAUUGGUUCCCCACCUGGAUCCUCUUCGAUGCAAAAUGGACCUAGGCCAUUGCCAACGCCGGGAUAUUUCAGCUCUCUCAGGGAGAGUUACGACCAUGCUGCUGCCUUUAACAAUGCUGAGAUGGACUAUGGAGGGACAGGCGGGCUGCAAGUCCCAGAAGCUCACAGGCUCAGCUUCGACGAGGGUGGGGAAGAACACGUUUCCAUUCAUUCCCAACACAGUGGAACCGAAUCGCCCACCAGGGACGAUUACCAAGAUCUAUUCUAUCACCCUGGUCUUUCGAAUCGUCCGCUCCCUGCUCUGCCUCCUGGUCCCGGCUCUGAUAGCAGCUCUAUGCUCUCUGUUCAUAACAGUGCCCGGUCGCAACAUCAACAUGCUCAUUCCAUCAAUGCUGAUGCGAGAUACUAUCAGGCCGAUGGCCCUGAAAUCUUUUAUCAACAUGGGGGUCAACAGACGCUGCAUCCAGAACGAUCAGUAUCUCUGGGUGGCCGUAGCCAUAGCCAUACGCCGCAGAUCCAGGCUCCUGCAAGGUCGAGAACGGAUGCUGCUGAAGAACGAAAGAAGAUGAAUCGCAAUCACCAGAUCACACAACAAAGUCCAGCUCUCGACUAUGAUAGGGCAUCCGUGGCUGCAUCCGGCGCUUUCGAUAGUAUCACUUUGCCUAGCGGACGGAAGAGAAGAUUAGUGCCAUCGAAGCUCACAUCUAGCGAUUUCAACGACUGUAAAGCGCCAUGGGCAUCAAGUCAUAUUGAGGCAUGGAUUCGCAACAUGGGCGAAGGCGAACCGGAUCUAAAAGAGAAAGCUAUCGAAGAGGCUGUAACGAAUCUCUUCGUAUACAAGAUACCCACCAUAAACGUCGCGGACGCUGAAGCUUUGAGCAGUCAGGUAGUAUCCGGUAUGCUCGAGUCUCAAGUUCUUCUUCCAGAUGAGGAAUGGGUCAAGUUUGGCGACGGCCACAUUUCGGGUGUCCUAUGGCAGUUGACGGGAUCGGGCUGCUACGCACCUAAGCUUCACGAUGUUGAGAUGAGUGGCCGUUGCUAUUCUCAUUACUGUACUCGAACUCUGAAGAAGGUUGAUUUGGAGGUCCUCUCAGAAGAAGUGCAGGGUGCUGAUGCAUGGCAUACUUUUUAUAAAUUGACAAAGGAAGUUGUUGAUUCGAAACCAAAAAAGGAAGUCGAACGCCAAAACAUUCUUCAUGAAAUUGUCACAGGCGAAGAGAAUUACAUCAAGCAACUCGACAUUUUCCGAAGGUUAUACAGAGAUGACCUGAGAACAAGGGCCCCACCCAUCAUCCAUCCCGACAAGCGAGAUAAGUUCUUGACAGCAGUGUUCGGAAUGCUCGAUACCGUUGUUCAUAUCAACAAAGAUCAUCUCCUGGCACAGCUCAAAUAUCGUCAGCAAGAACAGGGUCCUUGGAUCUCAGGCUUCAGCGACUUAUUCCGUGAAUGGGUCCGGAAGGCCAAAUGCGUUUAUACCGAGUAUGCCAUUGGCUACCCGCGAGCUGCCUACAUGGUCAGAAAAGAAGCCGAUCGAAAUUUGCUCUUCAAGCGAUUCCUCGAAGAUAAGCAGAAGGACAAGCUGUCCGCCAAGCAGGAUUGGACUCAUUUUUUGAUUACCCCUGUACAACGUCUUCAGCGCUACAUCCUGUUGCUCCAGAGUGUCGAGCACAAAAUGAUCGGGGACAGCGAAGAAAAGACAAACUUGCAAAAAGCGAUCCAGGAGAUUCAAACCGUCACCCUUGAAUGCGAUGCCAAGGUAGCAGAAACCAACAAGAGGGUUCAGAUGAUGGAAUUGGAUCGAAUGCUGGUUCUCAGACCAGGCUUCCAAUCUGUCCUAAAUCUAGACCACCUGGGCAGAGUUCUAAUCAUGCAGGGCGAGCUCCAAAGGAUGGGUUCGAAAGGCAUGAGAUGGGUCGACUCCCAUGCCCUUUUAUUUGACCAUUAUUUGAUCCUUGCCAAGGUCGUCGUGCCCAAGGACGGCAAGGGGGAAAGGAAGUACGAUGUCUCGAGAGAGCCUAUCCCAAUGCCCCUCCUGUUCCUUGAGAGUAUGAACGAUGAGCCAGUCAUGAAGCAAAAAGGCCUAACUGCACCUCUCGGCAGAGCCACUGCCGCUCCAGUAGGCGCUCAACUGAAUAAGGUAGCCACUAAUGGUGCUGGCCGACCCGGGUUGGAGCAUACACCUACAGGAUCAUCAGGAACUUCAUUGGCACCUACCACGUCAAACGAUAACGAAAGCAAAAUUUUGUACCCUUUCAAGGUGAAACAUCUUGGCCAUGAAGUGUACACUCUCUACGCAUCCUCUGCCCGGGACAGACUUGACUGGUGCAAUAGCAUUAUCGAGGCCAAGACGAGGCACGCCAAGGCCUUGUAUGCUCAGAAUGCCGAACCGUUCAGGCUCCGCGUGUUAGCGGAUGCUGCCUUCCAUUACGACACCGGUUCCAUGUACGCAAGAGCAUCGGGUGUUCCGGUCAAAGGUACCCCCCUCGACAGAGCUAUCCAGGACUUGGACAAGGUCUUGGGCUCGGCACAGGGCACCGCGGCAGUGUGCCGUGCACAGGUGAACUGUGCCACAGGGUUCUCAGCCUUCGGAAAGUCACUCAUUGCUAUCGGUACAGAUUACGGCGUGUAUAUAUCUGAUUCUUCUAAUCCUCGCGGGUGGACUCGGUCUGUGCAAACUACUCGGGUUACCCAAAUUGCUGUGCUUGAGGAGUUUUCGGUUUGUCUCAUUAUUGCAGACAAGUCACUUAUUUGCUACCCCUUGGAGGCCAUAGCCCCUGUGUCAGAAUUUGCGGCACCAGUCAACGACAAUACCCGAACCGCACCUCUACGACUUGCAAAGGAUGUGACGUAUUUUGCGACAGCACGUAUGAAGGACCGAUUGCUAGUCUUUUACAAGCGGAAGGAGGGCCUGCACACAUCCUUCAAAGUUCUAGAACCAAUCUUUCACAAGGCAACUGAGAAGAAGUCUCGGCUUUUCGGCGGCCGCAAGUCGGCUGGUGGCAGCACCGAUACCUUCCGCGACUUUGAUGAGUUCUACUUGCCAACCGAUUGCUAUUCACUCAGCAUAUUUCAGACUUAUAUCGCUGUCGCAACGUCCAAGGGUGUCGAAAUGCUUACACUGGACAGGAAGCAGCCAAUGUCAAUUCCCGACUUGAAGGCACCAGCAAUUGCCAAUAUCGCAGGUCGUAUUCGGGAACAACGACCACUCGGCAUGUUUCGCCUGGAUUCAAGCGAGUUCAUUGUUACGUAUGAAGACUGUGCUGUUUACGUAGAUAAGCAUGGUGACGUCAGUCGCACUCUUAUCAUGGAGUAUACUGGCAAGCAAAAGAAGGCGAAAGGGGCGACCAUGUAUAAGCAAUAUCUUUUACUAUUUAACGAAGACUACGUGGAGGUGCGCAACGCAGGGAAUGGUCGGCUUCGACAGAUUAUUGCCGGACGGGAUGUCCGAGUCAUCGACUUUGGCCUCGGUGGUCCGACUGGCGGUAAUGCAGCUCAGUCACAGCAAACAUACGGACCCAAUGGACAGUCACUACUGGCUGGCGAUACGUCCAAGGGCUCUGUCAAGAUUGCAAUGUGUCAUCCAGAGCUACCCGGUCGACAAAUUGUCUUGGAAUUGCUUCUUAAUGACGGCCACUCUGAAAGUUAA
This is a messenger RNA of Metarhizium acridum CQMa 102, 5286 nucleotides long. Lineage: Eukaryota; Fungi; Ascomycota; Sordariomycetes; Hypocreales; Clavicipitaceae. The record is from RefSeq and is a predicted model, not a curated record.